AUGCGCAACAUUCCUGUUUUCUGCCUUUUCACACUUGCCUCUCUUUCGCUUGCAUUUGGCGUGCUCAUAGAUAGUCCUAUCGUUUUCAACACCACAGAUAACAAGCCGAUAGAAUACCUUUACUUUUACGGCAUCAACAAAUUGAAUAUCUCGAUGGCCAGAGAUAGGUGCCAUUUAUUUGGUGGAAUACUUGCCAAUGUUUAUUCGCAGAAUGUCCUCAGCACGAUUGGAAAGUAUAUGCAUACCGGCGACCCUGCAUAUAUCAAUUCUUGGCAAGGAAACACUUACAAAGGAACUUGCAUUGCUAUAUUGAAAGGCCCAAGUGGCGUAAAGCCUGGGGACAAUAAUAUCGCCAUAUUUGGUACUCAGCGUGAAACAUCUAACUUUUAG
Messenger RNA from Mitosporidium daphniae, 390 nucleotides. RefSeq lists its product as uncharacterized. The coding region runs from base 1 to 390 and encodes 129 amino acids. The transcript has a single exon. NCBI's taxonomy places the organism in Eukaryota, Fungi, Microsporidia. The record is from RefSeq and is a predicted model, not a curated record.